Wyeomyia smithii (pitcher-plant mosquito) is the source of this 2761-nucleotide messenger RNA. RefSeq names its product endoplasmic reticulum metallopeptidase 1-like. Lineage: Eukaryota; Metazoa; Arthropoda; Insecta; Diptera; Culicidae. Gene Ontology annotation, molecular function: metalloexopeptidase activity. The record is from RefSeq and is a predicted model, not a curated record. Gene Ontology annotation, biological process: proteolysis. The transcript has 5 exons. The coding region runs from base 76 to 2715 and encodes 879 amino acids.
UAGCUUUUCGUUGCGUCCCGCGAAAGGCGGUACUAUCAGUUGAGUUUCUAGCCUCGUUUGAGCAGUACCAGCGGAAUGGCAAAAGGUGCCAAGAAACAAUCGAAAACCGCCUACUUCAGGAUUGACAAUGAAGCGAACAAUGUUCACCGUGUUGAUCCGCAGUACGGCAUACUGGUUGUGCUGUUGGUGCUGGCCGCCGGUUCCGUGAGCAACUAUUUCCUGAAAAACCUGCCCGACGCUCUGACGGUCAAUGAUUUAGAGCGGUAUCCAAACACGUUUAUUGCCGAGCGCGCAUGGAACAACCUAAAGAGUUUCACAGAUUUGGGUCCCAGAGUGGCCGGAACAAAGGCAAACGAUGAAUUAGCGGUGGAUAUUUUUAAACGCGAAACCGAAACAAUUCAAGCCACUAAACAUAAAAACCAGGAGGUCAUUACAGAGAACCAGAUCGUAACCGGUGUGUUUAAUUUUACUUUCUAUAGCACAUCGAUGACUUCCGUUUACCGUAAUGUACAAAAUGUGGUGGUUAAGUUGGUAGGAGAAAGUGAUGAUGCCCUUUUACUGAACUGUCACUUCGAUUCCGUGCCCGGGAGUCCAGGUGCAAGCGAUGACGUUGCCAGUUGUGCGGUGAUGUUGGAAAUUUUGCGAGUAAUGUCUCGCUCUCCGGAACGCAAUCGGCAUUCAAUUAUUUUUCUUUUUAACGGAGCGGAAGAAACUUUGCUUCAAGCUUCUCAUGGGUUCAUAACGCAACAUCCCUGGGCGAAGUACAUCAAGGCGUUCAUCAACUUAGAAUCAGCGGGCUCCGGUGGCAAGGAGGUUCUGUUUCAAAGUGGUCCAAAUCGUGUUUGGAUGGUUGAUGUGUAUGCGAAGACAGUGAGAUAUCCGUUUGCGCAAGCUAUGGCAGAGGAGCUGUUCAAAACCGGAUUGAUUCCCUCCGAUACAGAUUUUCGAAUUUUCCGGGAUUAUGGGGAAAUACCAGGAAUGGAUCUAGCACAUUUUUUGAAUGGGUACCGGUAUCACACAAAGUAUGACUCGCUGGAAUACCUGUCGCUGUCAGUUCUGCAACAUACCGGAGAUAACGCGCUGGCCUUGACACGAGGUAUGGCAAACAGUGAGCACUUAUCAGCUGUCGAAGACGAACAAGGGUCGAGCGCUGUUUUCUUCGACUUCAUGGGAGUGAUAUUCGUGAAUUAUUCCUCGAAUUUGGCGAUGUUUAUCAACACAUCGGUGGCAAUCCUAUCCGUACUGAUACCAUAUCUUUCCCUAUCAAGGGCCACCGACAAUCGGGAGAGUAGUUCUAUUUGGAGGGAAGCGUUUUAUGAAUUUCUGGCGAUCUUGAUUGGAACUGUACUAAGUGUGUCCACAGUGACACUUUUAGCCCGUCAAAUGGAGGCUAUGAAUACAUUAAUGACGUGGUACAGCAAUCGUUGGCUAAUCAUAAACCUUUACUGUGCUCCUGUUUUGGUAGUUCACUGUUUGACACAAAUGUUCUUCAACUCGUACUUCGAAAAGAGUAAGACCUCACUUACCACGGGAAUGAUAACACAAGCGAAACUGAUUGGCGUCAACAUUUUCUGGAGUAUAGCGAGCCUAUCGUUAACCGUAGCUGGAUAUAGAUGUGCAUACAUUUUCAUGAUACUACAACUGUGCUCUUUGUUGUCUACAGUUGCAAACUGGUUGCUCGCAGCUCAGCGCACCGUUCGCAAGUGGAUACUGAUUCACUUGCUGUUUCAGUUUGUGGUGAUUGUUUGGUCGUCAUUUUACUACAUCGUUUUCGUUAACCUCUUUGUACCGAUAACUGGCCGUUCGGGACGUGUUGUGAACCCAGACUUUAUUAUCGGAGCCGUUGUCGGACUGUGUGUAGUGCAAACCUGCAGCUAUCUACUGCCACUGAUAACACUUGUUAGGAAACCCUCACGACUAACAGCUGCUUUCAGCGCCCUGUUUUUGCUUACCAUACCAAUUGUAUGUUUCACGUCGAUCGGGUUUCCUUAUCGGGACUCGACAUCAACCGAACCUUCAACGCAACGUCACAUAGUAACCCACACACUGCGAGCAUUUCAUGACGAAAUCGGUCUACUAAAGCACACGGACAAUGGUUUCUUGUUUGAAACCAUGGAUGUUAAUGGAGGCCGAACACUGAAGCAGUAUAUCGCUUCGGAUGAUAGUUUUUCACCCAUAGAAGAAAUGAAAUCCUGCAAAACAGAACUCUUUUGCGCUAUUCCGUUCGAUGCUAUGUGGCGUCAAAUGCACUUCGAUCACUUUUGGCAAUCGGCUAAAACUGCACCAGCGGUCCACAACAUGUUCACGUUGGCUUACGAGGGUAAAGAAAAGCUGAGCGAUCACGUGUGGAGAAUCAAUUUCAAAGCGGAAGGAAACCUUCAAUCUGCGAUCUACGUUGGACCCAAACCUGGAGUUGAAUUGGUCGCAUGGAGUUUACAAGAUGUGGUUGCACCCCCGGUAACCUUCAAUGAUCAGGAAGGAUAUUUUGUAUAUAUCACUCAUGGUUUGGCUAAUCCUAAGCCUUGGAAUGUAACUAUGGAUUUUAAAAUUGAAGAUCCAAAGCACGACGGACUUUUGGUAGAGUUGGGAGUAGUUACAAAGUUUUGGGAGUAUCACGAAAUGCACAACGACGAAUUUAAGCAACUGCUGGAGAAGUUCCCGCCUUGGACUAACGUGGUUCCAUCAGUAGCAGUCGUCAAUAUGUUCGCGCUGUAGUAUUUUAAUGAGUGAUAGUAAAUCGAAAAUUAUAUGUGUUUUGAAA